Strongylus vulgaris is the source of this 549-nucleotide messenger RNA. The record is from the annotation of a GenBank genome assembly. Lineage: Eukaryota; Metazoa; Nematoda; Chromadorea; Rhabditida; Strongylidae.
AUGGUGGUCUCUAAGUUUGCAACUUCUCAAGUAUGUCUUUUAGCGCAAAAGUCCUACAUUUUAAAAGCGAUCAGGUCUACGAGUGUGAGAAAUGCUAUCAAAAUAUGGAGAUCGCGAGCGGCUUCUCCAUCGUCUUUUUUGAAAGUGGGGCGCCUUUCUGGAGUGUGUCUUAGUGCAUGGUGCAUUCCAUUUUUGAGAAUCACAGAAUGUAGAAGUAAAGUGGAGCUAAGCAGACGGGCGGACCAUUUGAGCACCGGGUAUCUGAGCACUGUGGAACCUGCACUUUCGCUCUACGAUAUCUGGUCACUUAUUCGUCCUUACUGGGUUUACUUCUUAGCUGCUGUUGUGAGUGCUAUUCUUGCAGCUUUUGUCAAUAUACAGCUUCCAAUUUACCUUGGAGAACUUAUCGACAAGAUGGUCCAGCUGAUCAAAGAUGAGUAUGAGCGGCGCGCCAUCACCGUAUGGGCGGAACACGCUUCCGCCGCUGGUACGGCAAUGGCGCACCGCUCAUACGGGUGCCUUAACGAUCGCCCGCCGCUCGUACGGUGA